CGGCGCACCCCCCACCGCAGCCAUGGACGCCAUCAAGAAGAAGAUGCAGAUGCUGAAGCUGGACAAGGAGAACGCCAUCGACCGCGCCGAGCAGGCCGAAGCCGACAAGAAGCAAGCUGAGGACCGCUGCAAGCAGCUGGAGGAGGAGCAGCAGGCCCUCCAGAAGAAGCUGAAGGGGACAGAGGAUGAGGUGGAAAAGUAUUCUGAAUCCGUGAAGGAGGCCCAGGAGAAACUGGAGCAGGCCGAGAAGAAGGCCACUGAUGCUGAGGCAGAUGUGGCCUCCCUGAACCGCCGCAUUCAGCUGGUUGAGGAGGAGCUGGACCGGGCCCAGGAGCGCCUGGCUACAGCCCUGCAGAAGCUGGAGGAGGCCGAGAAGGCGGCUGAUGAGAGCGAGAGAGGAAUGAAGGUCAUCGAAAACCGGGCCAUGAAGGAUGAGGAGAAGAUGGAACUGCAGGAGAUGCAGCUGAAGGAGGCCAAGCACAUCGCUGAGGAUUCAGACCGCAAAUAUGAAGAGGUGGCCAGGAAGCUGGUGAUCCUGGAAGGAGAGCUGGAGCGCUCGGAGGAGAGAGCUGAGGUGGCCGAGAGCCGAGCCAGACAGCUGGAGGAGGAACUUCGAACCAUGGACCAGGCCCUCAAGUCCCUGAUGGCCUCAGAGGAGGAGUAUUCCACCAAAGAAGAUAAAUAUGAAGAGGAGAUCAAACUGUUGGAGGAGAAGCUGAAGGAGGCUGAGACCCGAGCAGAGUUUGCCGAGAGGUCUGUGGCAAAGUUGGAGAAAACCAUCGAUGACCUAGAAGAUGAAGUCUAUGCCCAGAAGAUGAAGUACAAGGCCAUUAGUGAGGAACUGGACAACGCACUCAAUGACAUCACCUCCCUCUGAGCCCCACGCCAGCGUGGCCACCUCAGCUGUCUUCUCUCCUCUCCUUUCCAUUCUCUCUAUGGGGAGGGGAGCAGGCAGGAGGAGCAGAAAUUGCCAACAUUGCACAGCCAGGCUGGGAGCAGCCUAGGGAGAGCCCCCAUCAUGCCCACCACCCACUCUGGCACUGGCUUCAUCCUUUACCUAUCCCCUUCCACCCCUCUUUGCUGCUUAAUAAACUCUGGACUUGAACUUGGUCUGCAUGCUGUUUUCCUGCCCUCCAGAGAGCACCUCUAUCGCCACCACGGAGCACUGGUUCACUCCUGACACCCUGGCUCUUACUGACACCCCCAGCCCCUGCACUGAGCCCACCCACAAAACACCAUGGCCCACGCUGAAACCCCUCUGCACGGGCACUCCCUGGCUGUCGCUCUCUGACUCACCGCUGCAUGUGGGCACGUGUGGCCCCAUCAAACCGUGACCCCCUCUGGUGCCAAUCACUGACCUCAGAGCACUUAGCUGGGGUUCCAGGAUCAAACAGAGUGACUGGAAAGGAAGUAGGGUGGUGAGGUGCAGGACAGGGGCAAGAAGGUUGCAAAAGGUCUGGAAUGGAGCUUGGAAAAAUGUUGGAUAUCAGCAACAUGGGGCUUUCACUGCAGCGGCAGGUCUGUUUUCUACCUCAAGUCUGUCUGUCUGGCCCUUCCUUUCCUGGCGCAGUCUUUGUCUUACCUUCUGUCUCCAACUUUCUUAAACCUUCUAAAGAAGCGGAUAAAGUAGUUUAUGACUCAGGCCUCCCCACCCCACCUCCAUGACCCCAAGGCCUUGAGUGAGGCAUCCACGUCCGUCCUGUUCCCCUCAUCCUGGUCAGUCCAUCUGUUUGUCCCUGCCAUGGGGCCCUGAGGUGCCUGAAUGCAUGUGUCUUCUUGUGUCUCCUGACCCACUCCAUGUCUAUAUGUCACCUUCCCCUGGCCCUGCCUCCCCACAUCUCCCCCUUGUGUCUCCCUUCUCCCUCACCUGCUGCUUCCCUCACAGAGACCUUGGCCAGUGCCAAGGAGGAGAACGUCGAGAUUCACCAGACCUUGGACCAGACCCUGCUGGAACUCAACAACCUGUGAGGGCCGGCCCCGCCCCCAGCCAGGCUAUGGUUGCCACCCCAACCCAAUAAAACUGAUGUUACCAGCC
Messenger RNA from Pongo pygmaeus (Bornean orangutan), 2035 nucleotides. It is a transcript of the gene TPM2, whose product is annotated as tropomyosin 2. The coding region runs from base 23 to 877 and encodes 284 amino acids. The transcript has 9 exons. The record is from RefSeq and is a predicted model, not a curated record. NCBI's taxonomy places the organism in Eukaryota, Metazoa, Chordata, Mammalia, Primates, Hominidae.